Molecule: messenger RNA, 5910 nt
Organism: Pan troglodytes (chimpanzee)
Lineage: Eukaryota; Metazoa; Chordata; Mammalia; Primates; Hominidae
Gene: ATP13A1
Product: ATPase 13A1
Exons: 26
Coding region: 2673-5672 (999 amino acids)
Biological process (GO): transmembrane transport; extraction of mislocalized protein from ER membrane; intracellular calcium ion homeostasis
Cellular component (GO): endoplasmic reticulum membrane
Molecular function (GO): ATPase-coupled monoatomic cation transmembrane transporter activity; P-type ion transporter activity; membrane protein dislocase activity
Source: RefSeq, a predicted model, not a curated record
GAAGUGAGCGCGGCGCUAGGAAAGAUGGCGGCAGCGGCGGCGGUGGGCAACGCGAUGCCCUGCGGGGCCCGGCCUUGCGGGGCCCGGCCUGACGGGCAGCCCAAGCCCGGGCCGCAGCCGCGCGCGCUCCUUGCCGCCGGGCCGGCGCUCAUAGCGAACGGUGACGAGCUGGUGGCUGCCGUGUGGCCGUACCGGCGGUUGGCGCUGUUGCGGCGCCUCACGGUGCUGCCAUUCGCCGGGCUGCUUUACCCGGCCUGGUUGGGUGCCGCAGCCGCUGGCUGCUGGGGCUGGGGCAGCAGUUGGGUGCAGAUCCCCGAAGCCGCGCUGCUCGUGCUUGCCACCAUCUGCCUCGCGCACGCGCUCACUGUCCUCUCGGGGCAUUGGUCUGUGCACGCGCAUUGCGCGCUCACCUGCACCCCGGUGACACCAGCAGGUUUGGAGCCAUGGACACUGAGGUAUAUCAGGAAGCUUCUCCUCUGAUUCCAGGAGUGUGUUUGCCUCAAGAAGAGGAAAAGGGAACAGCAUCAAGGGCUACAGAAAGACAGAAGCCCCCCACCCUGGCUGGCUCUGAAUGUGGGUAGAAUCCUCAUUCUCCUCUCCUGAGAGACAACCUGUUCUGUCCUUCAAAAAGACUUAUCUAUCCCAGGGGAGAAGCUCAACUUGGUAGCUUUGAGGUAGUACAAUGAAAGACACCAAUGAGGGACAAAAUAAAGGAGGGGUUAAGGGGACUGUGGCACCGCUCAAACUUCAGCUGCCUUUUGACCUGCAGCUAAGCAGCUUAGCUCUUAACUUCCUCUCCAGGGAUGGAGAAGUGGGAGGAGCUGAACAGCCAUCAGCCAGGAGAGGUGGAUCUGGGUUUGAUUCAGAUCUCAGAAAGGGCCGCUUCUGCUCUCUGAGUUUCAGUUUCCCCCUUCUGUAAACUGAGAACCGUAACUAACACCUACUGGGUGCCAUCUUGAGAAGCGGAGAUGAUAUCUGCAGAGUGCCCGCCCUGGGGCCAUCACAGCGUAUAGCCUCUUGUACCUUUCUUCCGUGACGUCAUGUUUGUAGUUAUGUGAUUGUUGUUAUUUGCUGCCUGCUUUGGAGGCCCAUGAACCACCCGUGCGGUGGCGCUUUGUUUCUGCGGGUCAUCAUUGUGCUCCCCCCAUCUCCAUGCAGCUCGUCUCCAUGCAGCUCGAUCUAGCAGAGCCGCAGAGGGAUGGAUGUGGCUCACGGGAUCCAGGGAGCAAUGAACGAGUUCCAUUCAGCAUUUCUGUGUCUUAGGUGCUGGGGAAACAGCAGUGAACAAAACAGGCAAAUCCCCCUGCCUUUGUGGUGGUACUGGGAGGGAGAACUCAUGGUCAGCAGUUGAUGCUAAACAGAGAUGACAUCUAACAUCAGGACAGGAUGGGACAUUGCCGGGAACUUUACAUGGGGCAGCCAGGGAGGGGCUCCUGAGAAGGUGAUGUUUCAGCAAAAGCCUGAGGCAGCAAGGGAGCUGUGUGACUGUGUAUUCCGGGCAGAGAAAACAGCACAUGCCAAGGCCCUUUGCUGAGGCACGAUCGAGCCCCAUGUGCGUGUGGAGCUGUGGAGUGUAGUGAGCAGGGUUGGUGGAAGAGGCAGAGCUGAGCAGGAGGCCAGGGGGCCUGUGAUGGGGCGGGGGCUUGGCUCACGUGAAUUGAGGACGUACUGGGUGGGUGCCUGGCAGCGUUCUUCCUAUUUGAGUUCAUGUCACCUUCAGCAGAGCAGAGCCCUGGGCAUUAGGUGCUGUCUGUGCACCCAGCUUCCCAGCUUUUUUUGUUGUUGUUUUUGUUUUUGUUUUUUGGGGGGUUUUUUUGUUUGUUUGUUUGUUUUUGAGAUGGAGUCUGGCUCUGUUGCCCAGGCUGGAGUGCAGUGGCACAAUCUCGGCUCACUGCAACCUCCGCCUCCCAGGUUCAAGUGAUUGUUCUGCCUCAGCCUCCCGAGUAGCUGAGACUACAGGUGCCUGCCACCAUGCCCAGCUAAUUUUUAUAUUUUUAGUAGAGACGGGGUUUCACCAUAUUGGCCAGGCUGGUCUCAAACUCCUGACCUCGUGAUCCCCCCUGCCUCAGCCUCCCAAAGUGCUGGGAUUACAGGUGUGAGCCACUGCACCCAGCCUUUUUAUUUUGAGACAGAGUACUGCCCUGUCGCCCAGGCUGGAGUGCAGUGGUGCAAUCUCGGCUCACUGCAAGCUCUGCCUCCUGGGUGCACGCCAUUCUCCUGCCUCAGCCUCCCAAGUAGCUGGGACUACAGACGCCUGCCACCACGCCCAGCUAAUUUUUUGUGUUUUUAGUAGAGAUGGGGUUUCACCGUGUUAGCCAGGAUGGUCUCAAUCUCCUGACGUCGUGAUCCGCCCACCUCGGCCUCCCAAAGUGCUGGGAUUACAGGAGUACGACCCCAGCAAAGCGACCUUUGUGAAGGUGGUGCCAACCCCCAACAAUGGCUCCACGGAGCUCGUGGCCCUGCACCGCAAUGAGGGCGAAGACGGGCUUGAGGUGCUGUCCUUCGAAUUCCAGAAGAUCAAGUAUUCCUACGAUGCCCUGGAGAAGAAGCAGUUUCUCCCCGUGGCCUUUCCUGUGGGAAACGCCUUCUCAUACUAUCAGAGCAACAGAGGCUUCCAGGAAGACUCAGAGAUCCGAGCAGCUGAGAAGAAAUUUGGGAGCAACAAGGCCGAGAUGGUGGUGCCUGACUUCUCGGAGCUUUUCAAGGAGAGAGCCACAGCCCCCUUCUUUGUAUUUCAGGUGUUCUGUGUGGGGCUCUGGUGCCUGGAUGAGUACUGGUACUACAGUGUCUUCACGCUAUCCAUGCUGGUGGCGUUCGAGGCCUCGCUGGUGCAGCAGCAGAUGCGGAACAUGUCGGAGAUCCGGAAGAUGGGCAACAAGCCCCACAUGAUCCAGGUCUACCGAAGCCGCAAGUGGAGGCCCAUUGCCAGUGAUGAGAUCGUACCAGGGGACAUCGUCUCCAUCGGCCGCUCCCCACAGGAGAACCUGGUGCCAUGUGAUGUGCUUCUGCUGCGAGGCCGCUGCAUCGUAGACGAGGCCAUGCUCACGGGGGAGUCCGUGCCACAGAUGAAGGAGCCCAUCGAAGACCUCAGCCCAGACCGGGUGCUGGACCUCCAGGCUGAUUCCCGGCUGCACGUCAUCUUCGGGGGCACCAAGGUGGUGCAGCACAUCCCCCCACAGAAAGCCACCACGGGCCUGAAGCCGGUUGACAGCGGGUGCGUGGCCUACGUCCUGCGGACCGGAUUCAACACAUCCCAGGGCAAGCUGCUGCGCACCAUCCUCUUCGGGGUCAAGAGGGUGACUGCGAACAACCUGGAGACCUUCAUCUUCAUCCUCUUCCUCCUGGUGUUUGCCAUCGCUGCAGCUGCCUAUGUAUGGAUUGAAGGUACCAAGGACCCCAGCCGGAACCGCUACAAGCUGUUUCUGGAGUGCACCCUGAUCCUCACCUCGGUCGUGCCUCCUGAGCUGCCCAUCGAGCUGUCCCUGGCCGUCAACACCUCCCUCAUCGCCCUAGCCAAGCUCUACAUGUACUGCACAGAGCCCUUCCGGAUCCCCUUUGCUGGCAAGGUCGAGGUGUGCUGCUUUGACAAGACGGGGACGUUGACCAGUGACAGCCUGGUGGUGCGCGGUGUGGCCGGGCUGAGAGACGGGAAGGAGGUGACCCCAGUGUCCAGCAUCCCUGUAGAAACACACCGGGCCCUGGCCUCGUGCCACUCGCUCAUGCAGCUGGACGACGGCACCCUCGUGGGUGACCCUCUAGAGAAGGCCAUGCUGACGGCCGUGGACUGGACGCUGACCAAAGAUGAGAAAGUAUUCCCCCGAAGUAUUAAAACUCAGGGGCUGAAAAUUCACCAGCGCUUUCAUUUUGCCAGUGCCCUGAAGCGAAUGUCCGUGCUUGCCUCGUAUGAGAAGCUGGGCUCCACCGACCUCUGCUACAUCGCGGCCGUGAAGGGGGCCCCCGAAACUCUGCACUCCAUGUUCUCCCAGUGCCCGCCUGACUACCACCACAUCCACACCGAGAUCUCCCGGGAAGGAGCCCGCGUCCUGGCGCUGGGGUACAAGGAGCUGGGACACCUCACUCACCAGCAGGCCCGGGAGGUCAAGCGGGAGGCCCUGGAGUGCAGCCUCAAGUUCGUCGGCUUCAUUGUGGUCUCCUGCCCGCUCAAGGCUGACUCCAAGGCCGUGAUCCGGGAGAUCCAGAAUGCGUCCCACCGGGUGGUCAUGAUCACGGGAGACAACCCGCUCACUGCAUGCCACGUGGCCCAGGAGCUGCACUUCAUUGAAAAGGCCCACACGCUGAUCCUGCAGCCUCCUUCUGAGAAAGGCCGGCAGUGCGAGUGGCGCUCCAUUGACGGCAGCAUCGUGCUGCCCCUGGCCCGGGGCUCCCCAAAGGCACUGGCCCUGGAGUACGCACUGUGCCUCACAGGCGACGGCUUGGCCCACCUGCAGGCCACCGACCCCCAGCAGCUGCUCCGCCUCAUCCCCCAUGUGCAGGUGUUCGCCCGUGUGGCCCCCAAGCAGAAGGAGUUUGUCAUCACCAGCCUGAAGGAGCUGGGCUACGUGACCCUCAUGUGUGGGGAUGGCACCAACGACGUGGGCGCCCUGAAGCAUGCUGACGUGGGUGUGGCGCUCUUGGCCAAUGCCCCUGAGCGAGUUGUCGAGCGGCGACGGCGGCCCCGGGACAGCCCAACUCUGAGCAACAGUGGCAUCAGAGCCACCUCCAGGACAGCCAAGCAGCGGUCGGGGCUCCCUUCCUCCGAGGAGCAGCCAACCUCCCAGAGGGACCGCCUGAGCCAGGUGCUGCGAGACCUCGAGGACGAGAGUACGCCCAUUGUGAAACUGGGGGAUGCCAGCAUCGCAGCACCCUUCACCUCCAAGCUCUCAUCCAUCCAGUGCAUCUGCCACGUGAUCAAGCAGGGCCGCUGCACGCUGGUGACCACACUACAGAUGUUCAAGAUCCUGGCGCUCAAUGCCCUCAUCCUGGCCUACAGCCAGAGCGUCCUCUACCUGGAGGGAGUCAAGUUCAGUGACUUCCAGGCCACCCUACAGGGGCUGCUGCUGGCCGGCUGCUUCCUCUUCAUCUCCCGUUCCAAGCCCCUCAAGACCCUCUCCCGAGAACGGCCCCUGCCCAACAUCUUCAACCUGUACACCAUCCUCACCGUCAUGCUCCAGUUCUUUGUGCACUUCCUGAGCCUUGUCUACCUGUACCGUGAGGCCCAGGCCCGGAGCCCCGAGAAGCAGGAGCAGUUCGUGGACUUGUACAAGGAGUUUGAGCCAAGCCUGGUCAACAGCACCGUCUACAUCAUGGCCAUGGCCAUGCAGAUGGCCACCUUCGCCAUCAAUUACAAAGUAAGGCCUGGGCCCUGCCCAAACAUUCACUGUCUGCCCACCCAGCCCCACCCCAUGAAGCCAUCUGUCCCUCAUCCCCACAGGGCCCGCCCUUCAUGGAGAGCCUGCCCGAGAACAAGCCCCUGGUGUGGAGUCUGGCAGUUUCACUCCUGGCCAUCAUUGGCCUGCUCCUCGGCUCCUCGCCCGACUUCAACAGCCAGUUUGGCCUCGUGGACAUCCCUGUGGAGUUCAAGCUGGUCAUUGCCCAGGUCCUGCUCCUGGACUUCUGCCUGGCGCUCCUGGCCGACCGCGUCCUGCAGUUCUUCCUGGGGACCCCGAAGCUGAAAGUGCCUUCCUGAGAUGGCAGUGCUGGUACCCACUGCCCACCCUGGCUGCCGCUGGGCGGGAACCCCACCAGGGCCCCGGGAGGGAACCCUGCCCCCAACCCCCCACAGCAAGGCUGUACAGUCUCGCCCUUGGAAGACUGAGCUGGGACCCCCACAGCCAUCCGCUGGCUUGGCCAGCAGAACCAGCCCCAAGCCAGCACCUUUGGUAAAUAAAGCAGCAUCUGAGAUUUUAAAAA